GCAUUACUGGUGAACUUUUUAAAAAAAAGAGUUUUAUUGGAUUUUAUAUUCAUAAUCAUAACAGUAAUUGGGUUCCAAGGUACUGUUUUCCAUUGCUAAUCAACCAAAAUUAGGAUAUGUAGAGAAUACCCCCAGAAAUUUGACAUUCACAAAAACAGAGAAGCUUUAAAAUGCCACCCACUGACUCCAAAGAUGAGGAAGGCCAUGUGUUUUGGACUACAAAUUGUACAAAUAGUAUUUGCCAGAUAGUGGGAGGAGUAGACUGGAAUAGCUGGAUAGCCAAGUUUUGUUGUCUUCAGGGAGAGAAAUGGCCAGUAAAGGAACCACUAGUUGAAACAGUAAGGAAUGCCAUGUUUCACUUGAGCUUCAUUAGUAAACUUCCUCAAAGAAACCGAACUGGAGGAAAGUAUGUUAGAUUUCCCCAUGCAGGGCAAUGCAGUUUUAUAAGGCUUGCUUGAAAUCUAUUUAGAUUGUUUAGCAGUAUGCAUUUUCCAGAGUAAGCAGAUUAACAAUGACUCAGAAUUUCCCCCAAUAAAUCACUUUAGUGUGUACUAGCUGUGCCCGGCCACGCGUUGCUGUGGCUUAGUCUGGUGGUGUUGGUCAGUCUACAUUAGGUUGUAUUUAUGCUGUGACCUCCACCCUUCUUUAUAGUCACAUUAGUAGUAGUAUUUGAAGUCUGUUACCUUCUUCAAUUUUUGUGUUGAUUGAUAAUUGCUUGAGAUACUUGUUGUCUUUUGUUUGUUGUUAAUCGUGAUGUCUGAUUCUGCUGAGUGUGGUUUACAUCUUAUUGUGGUACAAUGGUCUUUUUUUUUGCCUGUGUAGGUGUUUAUUAUUGUUGUUGUUAUAGUGGUCAUGAAGGCUGGAUAAGUUAGAUGGUACUGUAUUGUUUUUUGGAGGCCCAGUGUAGCAUUGACUGGCCUCUCAGCCUCAGUGCCUGGCUGCUUCUUGCCUGUGGUGGUGUAGAUUCUUAUUGUUGUUGUUGUCAUUGUGGUUUUGUGCAGUGGUUGUGUUGUUACAACCAGGAGGCAAGGCUUUUGCGUUGUGUUGUCAAGUUUUGUAUUUCUGGGGCAUUUAGUUGUGUGCCAAGUUUCGUAUUUCUGGGACGUUUAGUUGUGUUGUUAUAGUCACGAUGCAUUGUUGUGAGUUUUAUGGGUCCGGAGUGUGGUUUUGUGGUGUGGUUGUGUUGUUACAACCGGGAGGGAAGGCUUUUGCAUUGUGUCGCCAAGUUUCGUAUUUCUGGGGUGUUUAGUUGUGUUGUUAUAGUCACGAUGCGUUGUUGUGAGUUUUGUGGGUCCAGUGUGGUUUUGUGGUGUGAUUGUGUUGUUACAACCGGGAGGCAAGGCUUUUGCGUUGUGUUGCCAAGUUUUGUAUUUCUAGGGCGUUUAGUUGUGUUGUUAUAGUCAUGAUGUGUUGUUGUGAUUGUUGUGCGUCCGGAUUGUGGUUUUGUGGUGUGGUUGUGUUGUUGUAACCGGGAGGCAAGGCUUUUGCAUUGUGUUGCCAAGUUUCGUAUUUCUGGGAUGUUUAGUUUUGUUGUUAUAGUCACUGCGCCCGCAACUUUAUCCUUUUAUAUAUAUAGACUAGCUGUGCCCGGCCACGCGUUGCUGUGGCGAAGUCUGGUGGUCUGGGAAAUAAAGUAUUGAGGAAUUGGUGGUAGUUAAGGGCAAGGGUAAAGGUUUCCCCUGACAUUAAGUCCAGUCAUGUCUGACUCUGGAGGUUGGUGCUCAUCUCCAUUUCUAAGCCGAAGAGCUGGCGUUGUCCGUAGACUCCUCCAAGGUCAUGUGGGAUGACUACAUGGAGCGGUGUUACCUUCCCGCCAGAGCAGUACCUAUUGAUGCACUCACAUUUGCAUGUUUUCGAACUUCUGGGUUGGCAGAAGCUGGAGCUAACAGUGGGGGCUCUCUCCGCUCCCCCAAUUCAAACCUGUGGCCUUUCAGUCCAGAAGUUUAGCAGCUCAGCGCUUUAACACGCUGCACCAUCAGGGGAUAUUAUUUCCUAAAGGUUGUGAAUAUACAAAAUUUUUGAUUGUUUUUGUCUGUUGGAGGCAAGUAUGAAUGCUGGAAUGAGGAAAAAUGAUUAGCAUGUAAUGGCCUUGUAGCUUUAAAGCCUGGCUGUUUCCUUCCUGAGUGAAUUUUUUGUUGGGAGGUGUUAGCUGGCCCUGAUUGUUUCCCGUGUGGAAUUCCCUUGUUUUCAGAGAGGUGUUGUUUGCGAUAUUUUAUGUGCUUCUACUGUCUGUGGUCCUGAGAAAACAGAGGAAUUGCCAGACUUUGAUGAUGGGAAUACUUUGUUGGGAGGUGUUAGCUGGCCCUGAUUGUUUCUUGUCUGGAAUUCCCUUGUUUUCAGAGUGGUGUUGUUUGUGAUAUUUUAUGUGCUUCUAGUGUCUGUGGGCGUCAGAAAAGAGGAUUUGCCAGACUUUGAUGAUGGGAAUACUUUGUUGGGAGGUGUUAGCUGGCCCUGAUUGUUUCUUGUCUGGAAUUCCCUUGUUUUCAGAGUGGUGUUGUUUGUGAUAUUUUAUGUGCUUCUAGUGUCUGUGGGCGUCAGAAAAGAGGAUUUGCCAGACUUUGAUGAUGGGAAUACUUUGUUGGGAGGUGUUAGCUGGCCCUGAUUGUUUCCUGUCUGGAAUUCCCUUGUUUUCAGAGUGGUGUUGUUUGUGAUAUUUUAUGUGCUUCUAGUGUCUGUGGGCGUCAGAGAACAGAGGAUUUGGCAGACUUUGGUGAUGGGUAUACUUUGUUGGGAGGUGUUAGCUGGCCCUGAUUGUUUCCUGUGUCGAAUUUCCGUUUUCAGAGUGUUGUUCUUUAUUGAGUGUUCUGAUUUUAGAGAUUAUAUUGUUGUGCAUUAUUGUACCACAGUAAUUAUUUCAUCUUACAAUAGAAUCUCAGUUAUCCAACAUUUGGUAAUGCAAUGUUCUGGAUUAUCCAACGUAGUGUGCGUUUUAGUAGUCAAUUUUUUUGUAGCCAGUGUUUUAAAUUGUGAUACUUUUUCUGUCAAAUUUGUUGUAUAACAUGAUGUUUUGGUGGCUAAUUUGUAUAACGAUUACCUAAUUUGAUGUUUAAUUGGGUUUUCCUGAAUCUGUUCUUAUUAUCCAAGAGAUUCAGUUAUGCAAUGUUGUGCAGGGAUGUUUAUGUUGGAUAAGUGAGAUUCUACUGUAUAUUUAUAAUUUUGUAAGGAAGGCGUUUGCGUCAUCCCCGGGCACUGGAAAAGGGUAAAUAAAUAAGAGAAGAGGAGAAGAAGGCGCUCUGUACCUGCUCAGGGGCCAGGCGGGAGGCGUGGUGGGGUAAGGUCUGCCCUUCUCCUUUGCCCCUCCAUCCCGGCCCUCCCUCUCCUACCGAAGGCGGCGCCGGUGUGGUGGUGGGUUGGCAGGCCUGGUAGGCCAGGGAAGAGCGGGCUCCGGUGGAGGCGCAGGCCCGGGGCGUAGCGGCUUCCUCCCCGCCUCGCGCUUCCCGGUGCCGGCCUCCAUGUUCUUCCCGCGGAGGAGGAUAGGAGGAGGCCUGAGCAGCAGCGAGGAGGAGGAGGGGGAGAACGGGGCCGGGAAGGCGGGCGAUGGGGCGCUCAUCCGCCGCUGCAGGGCCGAGAGGAAGGAAAAGGGGUGGGAAAGGAACCUCCACACACACAGAGAGAGGCAGGACUCGCUUUCCCAAGCGCCUCAAGCGGAGGUAACAUUGUUGGCGCGAAACACCGGGAAGGUACUGAGGGAGGGGGAAAGUAGCCUUUUUUGUUUCCCAGGCGAGAUGUGAGGCCAGGGGCGGGCCAGCAUAGGCCCUCCGGGUGUUUUGGAGUGGAACUCCCAAUUCGAGGAUGGGGAGCUCAGCCUCGUGAGGCGGAGAUGUGCCUUCUCCUGGCGAGUCUCUGGCUUCGGCGGUGGAGGCGGCGAUAGAGGGGGAGGGAGGGGGGACGGUUUUGUGUGUGCACGCGCACGCGGGGGAAGAGUUGGGAGGAUUGUGUUUGUGCGCAUGCGCACAUCGCCUGUUGUGUUUUUUUGGUGUUGUGAUUGUGUUUUUUGUUUGUUUGUGUUGUAUCUUACUGGAGGCGGGGAUGAUGGAUUGCGUUGCCAAUUUUCGAGUUUGGGGGGGCUGUAGAUUUGUUGUUUUGUCCAUCGCCGUGAUGCCAUCACUCUUUUAUAUAUAUAGACUAGCUGUGCCCGGCCACGCGUUGCUGUGGCGAAGUCUGGUGGUAUGGGAAAUAAAGUAUUGAGGAAUUGGUGGUAGUUAAGGUCAAGGGUAAAGGUUUUCCCCAGAGAUUAAGUCCAGUCGUGUCUUACUCUGGAGGUUGGUGCUCAUCUCCAUUUCUAAGCCGAAGAGCCGGCGUUGUCCGUAGACUCCUCCAAGGUCAUGUGGGAUGACUGCAUGGAGCAGCGUUACCUUCCCACCGGAGCAAUGCCUAUUGAUGCACUCACAUUUGCAUGUUUUCGAACUUCUGGGUUGGCAGAAGCUGGGGCUAACAGUGGGGGCUCUCUCCGCUCCCCCAAUUCAAACCUGUGGCCUUUCGGUCCAGAAGUUCAGCAGCUCAGUGCUUUAACACGCUGCGCCAUCCGGGGAUAUUAUUUCCUAAAGGUUGUGAAUAUACAAUAUUUCUGAUUGGUUUUUUGUUUGUUUGUUGGAGUCAAGUAUGAAUGCUGCUAUUAGGAAAAAUGAUUAGGAUGUAAUGGCCUUGCAGCUUUAAAGCAUGGCUGUUUCCUCCUUGAGUGAAUUUUUUGUUGGGAGGUGUUAGCUGGCCCUGAUUGUUUCCUGUCUGGAAUUCCCUUGUUUUCAGAGUGGUGUUGUUUGCAAUAUUUUAUGUGCUUCUACUGUCUGUGGCCCUGAGAAAACAGAGGAUUUUCCAGACUUUAAUGAUGGGAAUACUUUGUUGGGAGGUGUUAGCUGGCCCUGAUUGUUUCCUGUCUGGAAUUCCCUUGUUUUCAGAGUGGUGUUGUUUGCGAUAUUUUAUGUGCUUCUACUGUCUGUGGCCCUGAGAAAACAGGAUUUGCCAGACUUUGAUGAUGGGAAUACUUUGUUGGGAGGUGUUAGCUGGCCCUGAUUGUUUCCUGUGUGGAAUUCCCCUGUUUAUUUACUGUCCUGGUUUUAGAGAUUAUAUUGUGCUGCAUUAUUCUAUCCCAGUAAUUAUUUCAUAUUAAAGAAGAAUCUCACUUAUCCAACAUUCGCUUAUACAAUGUUCUGGAUUAUCCAACGCAGUCUGCCUUUUCAUAAUCAAUGUUUUUGUAGUCAGUGUUUUAAAUUCAUUGUGAUAUUCUAGUGGUAAAUUUGUAAAUACAGUACAGUAGAGUCUCACUUAUCCAACAUAAAUGGGCCGGCAGAACGUUGGAUAAGCGAAUAUGUUGGAUAAUGAGGAAUUAAGGAUAACCCUAUUAAACAUCAAAUUAAGUUAUGAUUUUACAAAUUAAGCACCAAAACAUCAUGUUAGACAACAAAUUUGUCAGAAAAAGUAGUUCAGUACACAGUAAUGCUAUAUAGUAAUUACUGUAUUUAUGAAUUUAGCACCAAAAUAUCACGAUAUAUUGAAAGCAUUGACUACAAAAAUGUGUUGGAUAAUCCAGAACGUUGGAUAAGCGAGUGUUGGAUAAGUGAGACUCUACUGUAAAUACUACAUAGCAUUACUGCGCAUGGAACUACUUUUUCUGUCAAAUUUGUUGUAUAAUAUGAUGUUUUGGUGCUUAAUUUGUAUAACGAUUACCUAAUUUGAUGUUUAAUUGGCUUUUCCUGAAUCCCUUCUUAUUAUCCAACAUAUUCACUUAUCCUGCCGGCCUGUUUAUGUUGGAUAAGUGAGACUCUACUGUAUAUUGAUAAUCUUAUAUUAUCUGCUCAGAACUGGAUUAUAUGAGGCUCCUUCUUCACAGCUGUAUAAAAUGCACACUGAAGUGGAUUAUAUGGUAGUGUGGAGUCAAGAUAAUCCAGUGCAAAGCAGAUAAUAUAAGAUUAUAAAUGGGUUAUAUAGCUGUGUUGAAGGGCCUUGAGUCUACACUGCCAUAUAAUCCAGUGCAAAUUAGAUAAUCUGUGGAAGAAAUCUAAGUAAGGCCUAAGUCUGCCUGUCCCCUAACUGAAUCCUGGCUGUCCCUUGGUUACUAGGCAACCAAGUGGGCAGAGAUUAGCCCUCUAAACUGGCAGCAAUUGGAUUAAAAAAAAUAUUGCUCUCCCUCUAAUUAGGACUUUAUUUUUCUUUUCUUUUUGUUGUAUCAACCUUGAGGCGUGGAUGAUGGGUUGUGUUGUCAAAUUUUGAGGUUGGGGGGCCUGUAGUUUUGUUGUUUUGUGAAUUGCCGUGAUGCCAUCACUCUUUUAUAUACAGUAGAGUCUCACUUAUCCAACAUAAACGGGCUGGCAGAACGUUGGAUAAGCGAAUAUGUUGGAUAAUAAGGAGGGUUUAAGGAAAAGCCUAUUGAAUGUCAAAUUACAUUAUGGUUUUACAAAUUAAGCACCAAAACAUCCUGUUUGAAAUACAAAACCCCUGGAAGCUGGGAACACACUAAUAUACUGUAGAUUAAUCAUCUCUAGAAUCCCAUAUUGAGCAGAGCAAUGGCAACACUGGGAAACAAAAAUUUGCUAAAUAUUUGAUAUUGGUCAACUGUCUCCAGAAUCUCACCUGGAGCUGGGUGGCUCUGUGUUGGGAGGAGGGCUUGGCUUGUGCCUUCCAGCCUGGCAGAACGGGGCUGGGCUGGAGAGCCUCUGAAGGGAGGAGGGGGUCUCUUGUGUUUCUAGGGUGCUAUGCCUCUAAUGAUUCUUGCUUGGGUUAAAAGAGGAGGAGGAGGAGGAAGACAGAAGUGCAAGUUGCUGCAAGGCUGACAGGGGUAGAAGAGGGAGGAGGAGGAGGAAGAAGAGUGCGUGGGGGAGAAAAAGGAAGGAGAGAGAGAGGGGGGAUCUGGAGCAAAAUGUGUGUGUGUGUGCAGGAGGAAAGGGGGGUCCUCCGCCCACCCACCCAGGUAGGAUCUGCAAACAAGCACCAGACGAAAUCUGCUCCCAAAGCUCCUUUAAUCCCAAGGCAGAAGAGGAUGGCGCUUCCCCAGAUUCCCAAAGGAGACAAGGAUUUAGCGAAACCAGGCCAGAAGCGGCCAUGCCUUCCUGCCCGCUCCUCCCAUGCCAAAGCAACCCCUUUGGGCAAUCAUGACAUGACGCCCUGGGCUGGGCCCUCCCAGUCCGAGACUUCCUUCCAUGCGCUUUUCAAGCCCAUGGUGUCCUUCUUGCACAGUGUCCCUUUCUCGGCAGUAGGCUCGCCCGGCUCCUGCCCCUUCUUUCCAGACCUUGGAGAGAAGGGCUUCGACGCCGAGGGGAAGCAGAGGCAGAAGGCGGUUCUGAUCCAAGGCAAGGCCAAGCAGAAGGGCCGGAGCAGGGGCUCACCCAGGCGCCUGCAGAACAAGUGGGAGGCCGUGACGCUGCCGCCCGUGCCCAGAAUCACCAACCUCAGCUUCAGCCCAAAUUUCACUUUCUCGUUCUUUGAGCUGCCACCUCAUCAGAGCCAGCAGUCCUGGGUGCAACGCCAGCAGCUCAUCUGCCUACUGAUGAAACAACUGAAGUAGCAAGUGCCUUUGCCAGAAGGUGCAGGAGGAGAGGACAGCAGCCUGAUGCAGAACCUAAGACCUGCCAGCCUCUAUAAGAGGAGGACUCACCUACAAUUCAAAGAAAUUGUGGCUUCCUGCUACUCAAAUGAGCUGAAAUAGCAAGCCUUUCAUUAUUUAUUUGCUAAUGUAUAUAUUUGCUAACCUGUAUUAUAUGUAUAUGUUGAUUUGCCACUUUGACAGUACCUCUUUAGUGUGGGAGGGAUUAUAGACAUGUGAUUGUACUGAGCAUGUUCAGACUCAGGACUCCAUUUUGUACUCAGUGUCUGCUGUCCACCUCAGUGGAGGUGGAUGUGUGUCUGUUUUACACCUCAGUGAAGGUGAAUGCAUGCUGCUAUUAGGACUUCAAGUAGAGAAGUAUGACUUAAGGACUUAAGUGAGUACAACUAUACCUAAAGACUAUGGACUGUUAUUAAGAAUAAUCAGCACACAGAGAAAUACAGCCUAUCUAUAACUGAACCUAAAUAUGAAGUGUGCCUGUAUGGUGAAUUAAUCAAGAUAUCUGUGAGUAAACAAGAUGUUAUUUUUCAAAGAAGACUUUGUUUUUUUAUCUCUGCGUGCAUAUUUUAAACUAAGAUUUUUCAAGGGAGUGUAUAUCUUUUGAGCAAUUACAAACUGAAACUGCAGUUUCAACUUCAAAGAAACAACCAUCCUCUGGUAACAAUAUAUUGUUGUAGUGGCAUAUCUUAGUCCUUAGCAGUUCAAAUACAUGGUUCUUCAGUUUAACAGCUGAUUUAUCUGUGUGCCAUUACAUGAAUGCUUAUGAAUUCAAAGGGUUGGCUUCUAACAAGGUCAUCCUUUUCUUGACUACUGGUUUUCAAAAGGUGGUCUCCACAAGUUCAUGGAUAGAGAUUCACAUUUGCCAAACAGAUAUUACAUCAUUUUUCCUUUUCAAUAAGGUUAUGAUUGUCAUUUAUUUCCAAAGGGAUAUCUGUCCAGUUAUUUCCAAUAGGUUAUGUCCAACAAAAAGAAGUAGGUGCAUCAUCUUACUUCCAUUUCCUCCUCCAUUUAGUUGCAGUUCUUUCUGUGCAUGUUUGUGACCACAGACAUUGAGCGCUCCCAACCUGUCCUGCCACAGCCAGCAAGAACCUUGGUCCUCUCUCCCACCUUGUGCCGUUCAGAUAGAUUUCGUGCAACAGGCAUGGGUAACAAGUGUGUGUUCUUUGUCUACAAUUUCUUUGUUUCCACCAACUAUGCCAAAAAUAAUUUUCUGUAAAAGGGUGGGGACACUUCCCAAAGAGCUUCACCUAUUUCACGACAGAAUAAAAACAAACAGUGGCCUAUUA
Anolis carolinensis (green anole) is the source of this 8823-nucleotide messenger RNA. RefSeq lists its product as uncharacterized. The transcript has 3 exons. The coding region runs from base 6854 to 7498 and encodes 214 amino acids. The record is from RefSeq and is a predicted model, not a curated record. Lineage: Eukaryota; Metazoa; Chordata; Lepidosauria; Squamata; Anolidae.